Messenger RNA from Microplitis demolitor, 953 nucleotides. RefSeq names its product syntaxin-7 (gene Syx13). The transcript has 6 exons. Bases 116 to 925 code for a protein of 269 amino acids. Gene Ontology annotation, molecular function: SNARE binding; SNAP receptor activity. The record is from RefSeq and is a predicted model, not a curated record. Gene Ontology annotation, cellular component: membrane; endomembrane system; SNARE complex. NCBI's taxonomy places the organism in Eukaryota, Metazoa, Arthropoda, Insecta, Hymenoptera, Braconidae. Gene Ontology annotation, biological process: intracellular protein transport; vesicle fusion; vesicle-mediated transport.
UCAUUUUUCAAAAUUACUCGGGCUGUCAGACACUCAAUUUUAAUUAAAAUUUUUGAAUUAUAAAUUUCCACAUUUUUUUAAUCUUAUGUGUAUAAAUUAACUUUAUUUCAUCAGUAUGGCUUACAUGGGACACAACUAUGGGUCAACGGACCAGCGGACGGUCCCGGACGUCGGUUUCAGUCCUACAGAAUUGUACAAUUUAAGCGAAAAUAUAACGAGUCAUAUUUAUGCGAUAAAUGCAAGCUGGAGAGACAUGGAGCGAGCUGCUAAACACAUUGGCACCAAGAGAGACAGCUUGGAAUUACGUGAUAAAGUGCAAGCGACACAGAGAACAACGAACAAUAUUGUCACCCAAACGAGUCGAGACAUUGCGAGGAUCGCGGUGCUGAUGAAAAGAGGUGACAAGGAACAGAAGUUGCAGAUUGAGAAACUGACGACUGACUUCAAAGACGCCCUGAGGAGAUAUUCGGAUAUGCAACAGACUGUUCUACAAUUAAUGAAAAGACAUGUAAUAAAUUAUAUUGAUUUUGAUAAUUAUAAUUUCGAAAGUGAUGAAGAUAUAGAGGAGCAAAAAGAAUGGGCUCUGCAAGAUUCAUUAAAACGUCAGGAACAAAGUGUUUUAGAAUUUGAAGAGGGAAUGUUAUUAGAACGUGAAGAUUUGCUACAUAAAUUAGAAGGUGAUAUAUUAGAUGUUAAUCAAAUAAUGCGAGAAUUAGGUGCUUUAGUUAAUCAACAAGGAGGUUCAAUUGAUACAAUAGAAAAUAGUAUAGAAAAUGUUUACGGAAACGUCGGAAUGGGUGCCCAAGAAUUAUCCCGAGCAAGUGGUUAUCAAAAUAAAUAUCGUAAAAAAUUAUUUUUCUUACUUUUACUAGCUUUAGUUGUUGUUAUUAUUUUAAUUGUCGUUCUAGUCACAAAAUAUAGUUAGCAAAUUUUAAUCAGUUAUUAUAAUAAUA